UUUAUGCAGCCAAAAUGAAGUUCAAUCCAUUUGUGACCUCAGACCGCAGCAAGAACCGCAAACGACACUUCAAUGCACCUUCUCACAUUCGAAGAAAAAUAAUGUCCUCCCCGCUCUCCAAGGAAUUGCGGCAGAAAUACAAUGUUCGCUCUAUGCCCAUUCGGAAGGAUGAUGAAGUCCAGGUUGUCCGGGGACACUACAAAGGGCAGCAGAUCGGCAAGGUGGUCCAGGUGUACAGAAAAAAAUACGUCAUCUACAUUGAACGUGUUCAGCGUGAGAAAGCAAACGGCACAACUGUCCACGUGGGGAUCCACCCCAGCAAGGUGGUGAUCACCAGGCUAAAACUGGACAAAGAUCGCAAAAAGAUCUUGGAGCGUAAAGCAAAAUCUCGCCAGGUUGGCAAGGAGAAGGGCAAAUACAAGGAAGAAACAAUUGAAAAGAUGCAAGAAUAGAUGGUUUCCUUUUGACACCAUUAAAGAACUGCUAAAAUUAAA
Messenger RNA from Pterocles gutturalis (yellow-throated sandgrouse), 494 nucleotides. Its product is annotated as 60S ribosomal protein L26. NCBI's taxonomy places the organism in Eukaryota, Metazoa, Chordata, Aves, Pterocliformes, Pteroclidae. The coding region runs from base 15 to 452 and encodes 145 amino acids. Gene Ontology annotation, biological process: cytoplasmic translation; ribosomal large subunit biogenesis. Gene Ontology annotation, molecular function: structural constituent of ribosome; RNA binding. Gene Ontology annotation, cellular component: cytosolic large ribosomal subunit; ribosome. The transcript has 3 exons. The record is from RefSeq and is a predicted model, not a curated record.